UUUAGAACCAUUAUGUGGUGGUGCUGGUGUUGGACUGGGGUGGACAAGCUCAGAAGUCAUACCGCACCAGGUGAUCAUCCAACAUGGCAGACAUGUCUGGUGGAGUGAGCAAAGUACAGAGUCAGCAUGGGAGGUGGACAGUGUCAAGCAGUGAUGAUGAAGAUGCUGACCCUGCCCAGGCAACAGGAAGGCCCCUCCCAUUCUCACACUCUGUCAGGAAAGACUAUGUGUCAGACUCAGAUGAGACAGUGGUGGAUGAGGGAGAGUUGGAGGCACCUCACUCUGGCCAGGGGAAUGCUGCUUCCAGCAGUGGGCCUUCAGAAUUCGCUUAUUCCAGGCUACAAACAUCCACAGCCGGCAAAACAAGGCAGGAAUGCUCUGUGACCCCUGCCCAGCGCCCCUCCCCUGCCCUCAAACGGUCCAGACCGUCAUCCGAAUCAGGUUGGGGUGUCUCCAGCAGCGACGAGGAGUCUGACGUCAAAGCAAGAGAAUGGCGGGUCAAGGAAGAGCCAGUCGACCAGGCGAGCCCUGGUCAGAGGGAGAAAAAACCACGCCUGGAUGGGACAGACUAUCCUUCUCCCUCAGUCAGCUCAGAAGCGACUUGGCGAUCCAAACUGGAGAGUGGCUCUGAGCCCUUAGACAAGUGGGAUGUGCUGGAAAAAGCCAAGCAUUUCAGCUUUUAUCUGACCAAAGUCUCAGGCAUCCCAGCCAAGUCUAACUGUGGAGCCCUUCAUAUAAAAG
Rhincodon typus (whale shark) is the source of this 741-nucleotide messenger RNA. RefSeq names its product tyrosyl-DNA phosphodiesterase 1-like. The record is from RefSeq and is a predicted model, not a curated record. The transcript is spliced from 2 exons. The annotation marks the transcript as partial. Lineage: Eukaryota; Metazoa; Chordata; Chondrichthyes; Orectolobiformes; Rhincodontidae.